Messenger RNA from Clupea harengus (Atlantic herring), 2299 nucleotides. It is a transcript of the gene cdk19, whose product is annotated as cyclin dependent kinase 19. Lineage: Eukaryota; Metazoa; Chordata; Actinopteri; Clupeiformes; Clupeidae. Gene Ontology annotation, molecular function: protein serine/threonine kinase activity; ATP binding. The record is from RefSeq and is a predicted model, not a curated record. Gene Ontology annotation, cellular component: nucleus; cytosol. Gene Ontology annotation, biological process: protein phosphorylation.
ACCUCGGGCUACAUUAGCUACCUUUGAGUUGUCAAAACUCUCUUUCCCAUACACCCAUGCGUGCCAAUAAAAAACGUCAACGAGCCAGUGAACAUUAAGCGGAGCAGACCAAAAUCCCAAACAAGGAAAUGGUGGGGGAAUAAAACGAUCAGAUUAUUUAAUUAAUGCAUGUAAUAAUUAAUAUUUUAUUUUAUUGUAAAUUAAGAUAUAUUUAUGGGUUAAAAUGGAUUACGACUUCAAAACAAAGCUCGCGGCCGAUCGAGAGAAGGUGGAAGAUCUGUUCGAAUAUGAAGGUUGCAAAGUGGGUCGAGGCACCUACGGGCACGUUUAUAAAGCUAAACGCAAAGACGGGAACGACGAGAAGGAGUAUGCACUGAAACAAAUUGAAGGCACUGGAAUAUCGAUGUCUGCUUGCAGGGAGAUAGCGCUCCUGAGAGAGCUGAAGCACCCCAAUGUGAUUGCCCUGCAGAAGGUUUUCCUGUCCCACAGCGAUCGCAAAGUGUGGCUCCUCUUCGACUACGCCGAGCACGACCUGUGGCACAUCAUAAAGUUCCACCGUGCCUCGAAGGCAAACAAGAAGCCUAUGCAGUUGCCCCGAGGGAUGGUGAAGUCCCUCCUUUAUCAGAUCCUGGAUGGCAUUCAUUACCUUCAUGCCAACUGGGUGCUCCACCGAGACCUGAAACCUGCUAAUAUCCUGGUUAUGGGAGAAGGACCAGAGAGAGGUCGGGUCAAAAUUGCGGACAUGGGCUUUGCUAGGCUCUUCAACUCUCCACUCAAACCACUGGCUGACCUCGACCCAGUUGUGGUGACAUUCUGGUACCGGGCUCCAGAACUGCUCUUGGGAGCAAGACAUUACACCAAAGCAAUUGACAUAUGGGCGAUCGGUUGCAUCUUCGCCGAGCUGCUGACGUCAGAGCCCAUCUUCCACUGCCGCCAGGAGGACAUCAAAACCAGCAACCCCUUCCACCACGACCAGCUGGACAGGAUAUUCAGCGUCAUGGGCUUCCCAGCAGAUAAAGACUGGGAGGAUAUACGGAAGAUGCCAGAAUACCCAACCCUACAGAAAGACUUCAGGAGAACAACGUAUGCAAAUAGCAGCCUCAUCAAGUACAUGGAGAAGCAUAAAGUGAAACCAGACAGCAAAGUUUUUUUGUUGCUUCAGAAACUCCUGACGAUGGACCCCACCAAAAGAAUCACCUCUGAACAGGCACUGCAGGACCCCUACUUCCAAGAGGACCCUCUACCCACCACGGAUGUGUUCGCUGGAUGUCAGAUACCCUACCCCAAGAGAGAGUUUCUCAAUGAAGACGAACCAGAGGAGAAGACUGAGAAGAACCAGACGCAACAGCACCAGCAGACGGCGGUGCAGACGCAACAGCAGACGACUGCGCAGCAGGCCCCCUCCCAGCAGAGCUCUGCGCAGACCAACGGCACGGCGGGGGCCACGGGCGCCAACGCUGGCGGGGGCAUCCAGCACGGCCAGGACCAGGGCCCCCCCAACAAGAAACCUCGCCUCGGGCCCUCAGGGGCCUCCUCAGGCACUGGAGUCUUGCAGUCCGAAUACCAGCACUCCAGCUCCCGCCUUGGUUACCAAAGCAACGUCCAAGGUUCCACCCAGUCCCAGAGCACCAUGGGAUACUCCGCAUCAUCUCAGCAGAGCUCACAGUAUUCUCACCAGUCUCAUCGCUACUGAGGGAAUGGAUGGACCCAGGCUGACCCUUUGACCUUUAACCCCCGACACCAACUGACCACUCGGGCACCACUGUCACUCAAGCCACCACUUCACGUCACACAACUUCACCCACACUGCACGUUUAGAUUUCAGCCUCUGAGAACCCUUCGUGCUCACUUCGACUCCACUAUUUAUUAACAGUGUAUCACUGUUCUACCGUGACGCGCUCACAUUCACUCAAGCAUAUUGUCACUCAGGUCCUCCUGUAGUUCACUCAUAAUCUUAUGAAGUUGCUUAAGUAAUUGGUGGAGGCAUAGUGGCCUGUUUCUCAUUAUAUCCUAGUACUGAUGGAGCACCUCUAUUAGUGUGUGUGUGUUGUGGUCUAACAGGCCCUUGCAACCAGAAAGCCUAAGCACACAUGCUAUCAAACACUCUCAGCAAGAUUCUUGCUUCCUCAUCUGAAAUCUAAGCACUCCAGCCUUUCCCCGUCCCUCCAGCAGUCAGUCUCCACUCUCCUGCAGUGGAUCCAGCCUAGCUGACCUGCUGAGUCCAUCACACACUGACACACACUCUCUGUCUCCGUCACACACUGACACACACUCUCUGUCUCCGUCACACACUGACACA